Messenger RNA from Morus notabilis, 357 nucleotides. RefSeq lists its product as uncharacterized. Lineage: Eukaryota; Viridiplantae; Streptophyta; Magnoliopsida; Rosales; Moraceae. Bases 1 to 357 code for a protein of 118 amino acids. The record is from RefSeq and is a predicted model, not a curated record. The transcript has a single exon.
AUGACUCGGAAACAAAUUGUGGAAAAACUUCAUGUUCCGGCAAGGCCUUUGCUCGGCGAUGGAGCCAAGAUUGAUCAGAGAAGACAACAUGGUCUUGUAAGGCACAAAAUCAACAAUUCCACCGUUUCAUCAUCAUCAGCUUCAAGCUCUCGUCUUCUACCGACGUUCUCUACUAAGAACCAAGUCCCUGCAUCAACUCGGUCAGUCCAAUGCCGUCAUCGAUAUGGAUACGCGGCGCCUAGGGCCGUGGAGGUAUUGAUAAAGAGGGCACUAACGCCGCCGAAACGCCGCUUUACGCUUCGGUGGUGGAGUUUUAGGCCGACCCUUAGUCGGCUCUCCAACAUGUCCACGGCUUAA